This is a messenger RNA of Salvia splendens (bonfire salvia), 5199 nucleotides long. RefSeq names its product protein serine/threonine kinase. NCBI's taxonomy places the organism in Eukaryota, Viridiplantae, Streptophyta, Magnoliopsida, Lamiales, Lamiaceae. The record is from RefSeq and is a predicted model, not a curated record. Gene Ontology annotation, biological process: protein phosphorylation. The coding region runs from base 113 to 5056 and encodes 1647 amino acids. Gene Ontology annotation, molecular function: protein binding; protein kinase activity; ATP binding. The transcript has 16 exons.
UUUUCGCCUGGACCAUACGGUGUUUACUCUAUGAGAAGUAAGAUCUGAAAAAGUUUUCAAAGUCUGGUUUUUUUAUGGUGAUAGUUGAUACAAACAACAUUUGAUCAGGAAAAUGGAUAGUGCCGCAAAAAUGUGUUUGGAGUGUCUUCAACGGCGUAUCGAAGCUGAUUUUUCCGGCAGGCUCACCUUCCUCCACAGCGUCUCCGACUAUCGGCUCCCCUUCGCCUCAGCGGCUGUCGUACAGGUCUCCAAUUCCGACCUAGCCACGCCGCCGCAAUUCGUUUUCAAUUAUAUGCCUUAUCGCACCACCGAUUGCUUCUCAAAAUACGUUGAUGAAUUUUGUGUAAUUGAAGGAGACAUCACAGAGUCAUCGUCUACUGUGAAGCAAGUUCAAGCAGAGGUCAGUGUUGGAAUUUCUAGUGAUACAAGUUCUGAUUUUGAUACUGCAUCAACUGAAUGCCGCCAUUUCUCCAAUGGUCGCGUUCUUGAUGGUUGUGCAACGUGUAAAAUUUCCACUAGGUUUUCUUGCUCGAGGGCAAUUACUUCAUUGGCUCCAACUGCACUCAUCGGCCAUGUAUCCUUUGAGUUAUUUGAAGAAAUUGCUUCGAGUUUCUCAUCUGGCUCAUUUGAAGGCCAGCUUUUGCAUUCACUGUGUCAACUUAUAGAGGGAAAAUCUGCUGGACGAGACGGUGCAAACUUUCUCAGUUUGCUGGGGCUGCCAUCAUUUAAAGAGAAUGGCUUUCCUGGCUGCAUAAGGCAUCCAAACAUUUGUCCAAUUUUAGGAGUGCUAAAGUCACCUACAGAUAUUUGUCUGGUGCUUCCAAAGACACCAUUUACCCUCGAAAACAUUAUGCACUACAGCCCUGCUGCCUUACAAUUUGAUUGGAAGAUACAAUUUCUUAUCUACCAGCUGCUUUCAGCUCUAUCUUACUUGCAUGGUCUAGGCAUUGCUCAUGGGAAUUUAAGCCCCUCCAACAUUCUGCUGACGGACACAUCUUGGUGUUGGUUGCAAAUUAGUGAGAAGCAGCUGCUGAACACAGCUUUGGAUCCAAGUGGCAAGUCUCUUGAGCUUUCUGCUGGUAGUCAUUGUUUCGAAGGCUGUCCAUCCCAUGCCCUUUAUGCUGAUUUGAGUCUCUUAAACUCUGUAAAUUGGCAAUCUUGUUUCUAUAGCUGGUGGAAAGGGGAGCUGAGCAAUUUUGAGUAUCUUCUCGUUUUAAACAGAUUGGCAGGAAGGAGGUGGGGUGACCACACAUUUUACUCAGUCAUGCCUUGGGUUAUUGAUUUUAGUGUCAAACCUGAUGAAAAUAACAUUGCUGGUUGGAGAGAUCUUAGCAAGAGUAAGUGGCGCUUAGCAAAAGGUGAUGAACAAUUGGAUUUCACUUACUCCACAUCUGAAAUGCCUCAUCAUGUGUCUGAUGAGUGCCUUUCUGAACUCGCUGUUUGCAGUUAUAAGGCCAGGAGGUUGCCUUUGAGUGUUUUAAGACAAGCUGUUCGUUCAGUUUAUGAACCCAAUGAGUACCCUUCUAACAUGCAAAGAUUGUACCAGUGGACACCUGAUGAAUGUAUUCCUGAAUUUUAUUGUGAUCCCCACAUAUUUAACUCUCUGCAUUCUGGUAUGCCUGAUUUGGCUGUGCCUUCAUGGGCAGGAACUUCAGAGGAGUUCGUUAAGCUGCAUCGAGAUGCUCUUGAAAGCAAUCGAGUUUCCCUCCAAAUGCAUAAAUGGAUUGACAUCACCUUUGGCUACAAAAUGUCUGGUGAAGCCGCUAUUGCUGCUAAGAAUGUGAUGUUGCCAGCAUCAACCUCCAAUGUACCAAGGUCUACAGGCCGCCGCCAGCUUUUUAGCCAACCUCACCCUCCACGUCAAAUUGCUCGUAGGAAAACUCAUCACAACAACAACGGGCAACCUGAAAACAAUAGUCAAUCAGAAGUAGACUCUGUUGAGGGUGGGGAUUUUCUUAUUAAGACUAAUCAUUUAAAUAAAUUGGAAGAAGCAACUUCUUUCUGUGAGAAAUCAUGGCAUUUAGAUCCUUGUUAUAAUGUUCAUUCUAGUGACUGUUUGAAGAAUAACACCAGUGAAAAUGAACUUUCGACUGAUAUUGGUAGAAAUGUAUCACCUAGAAAACCUGACUCUACAAGGAACUACUGUGAGAAAUCAACUAUCGACUCAAAUUCUCUUCUUGAGAAUAUUGAGGAGGGUGAUGACUCAGUUGGUUAUCAAGAAUUAAUGCUUUGGAGGCAAGCGUGCUCCCCCAAGAUAAAUUCCAAAAGAGCUGCAGAUGAUAUAUUUUCUGUUGGAUGUAUUUUAGCAGAACUUCAUAUGGGAAAGCCACUUUUUGGUUCGAGUUCAUUGGCUUCGUAUUUAGAUAGUGGAAUCCUACCAGGUUCAGUGCAAGAUAUCCCACAUCAUAUGAAAGUUAUUGUUAAAGCUUGCAUUGAGAACGAUUGGAAAAGGAGGCCUUCUGUCAAAUGCCUUCUAGAGUCUCCUUACUUCCCAAAAUCAGUGAAAUCAUCCUACUACUUUUUAGCCGCAUUUCACGGCCUCUCAAGAAAUGAUUUGCGUCUUCAAUAUGCUGCAACAUUUGCAAAACAAGGAGCAUUGAAAAGAAUGGGAGCUUUUGGUGCUGCGAUGUGUGCUCCUUAUUGCUUACCUCUCAUAGUAACUUCUGCUUCAGAUGCCGAAGCUGAAUGGGCUUAUUUGCUGCUGGCAGAAUUCCUUAAAUGUCUGAAAUCAGAAGCAGUGAUGAAAUUUGUUGUGCCAUCUGUCCAGAGAGUUCUGCAGGGUACAGGGUACUCACACUUGAAGGUUUCUCUUCUUCAAGGCUCAUUUAUGCAGGAUCUAUGGAAUAGGAUUGGGAAACAAGCAUACUUUGAGACAAUACACCUGCUUAUUAUAUCAAAUUUGUGCAUUGCUCCUCAUAAAAGUUCAACAUCUGCAGCUUCUGUUCUGCUGAUUGGGUUUAGCGAAGAGCUUGGUGUGCCAGUUACAGUUCAUCAGACGAUUUUGCCUCUAAUGCUCUCUUUUGGAAAAGGAAUAUGCAAUGACGGAAUUGAUGUGUUGAUUAGAAUUGGUGGACUUAUUGGGGAAAAGUUCGUUGUGAAACAAAUUCUGCCAUUGUUAAAUACUGUCGUCAAUUCAUGUAUCUGUACUUUGAGUGUUAGUAAACCUGAACCUGUUCAGAGUUGGGGCUCUUCGGCGCUGAUAGAUUGUCUGACAACACUAGAUGGUCUUGUUCCUGUUUUGACAACUGAGACAAUUGUUAAGGAGCUGAUUGAGGACAGAGAUUCCCCCUACGUUAAGAUUAUCAUGCACCGAGACAUUGGAAUACAGAAUGCUACCAAGAGUCUUAUCAGAGUUUGCCAGCAGAUUGGCCCAGAUUCAACUGCAUUGCAUGUUCUGCCAAACCUAAAGGAGUUAUUCGAUGAGUUUGCUUUUUCUCAGAAGAACACAUAUUCUGUCAAUUUGACUGGGAACAUGUCAGGGUCUAAAGUGAAAGUGGGUGAGGAAGAUUGCAUUGAAAACCGAAUGGACUUGUGGUUACUUUUAUAUCCUCAAUUUGCUUCUCUACUUGGAAUAGAGAGACUCCGCCAGUGCUGUGCUACAUGGUUGCUCAUUGAGCAGUUCCUUUUACGACAUCAUAAUUGGAGGUGGGAAUGUGCAGGGGAUUCCUAUCGAAGUGUUCCAGAUAGCCCAAGUGGUAGAAGACUCUCUCAGAAGGGCUCAGCAUCUGAAAACACAUCUGCUAAACUCUUACUCAAUGGGGUUGGAUGGUCAAGACCACAAUCACAGGGUAAAAAGAGUACCAAAACCAUCACACCGAGUAAAAGUAUGUAUGAGUUGUACCAGAAUCCGGCUGAGAGGAUUGGAACAACUUCAAGUUUAGGACUGCAGGAACCUUGGUAUUGGUUUCCUAGUCCUGCAUCUAAUUGGAAUGGGCUUGAUUUUGCAACUCGUGCUGGAGGUCUAAAGGAUGAACUUCCAUGGAAAAUCAGAGCAUCUAUCGUACAAUCUGUUCGUGCACAUCAUGGAGCUCUGAGAUCUUUUGCUGUUUGUCAGAAUGAGUAUACUGUUUUCACAGCAGGUGUUGGGCCAGGAUUCAAAGGAAAUAUUCAGAAGUGGGAUUUGUCAAGGGUGUACUGCAUGUCAAGCUAUAAUGGUCAUGAUGAGGUUGUAAAUGACAUUUUCGAUUUGGCAUCCUCUGGACGUGUAGCUUCUUGUGAUGGAACAGUACAUAUAUGGAAUGGACAGACUGGAAGACUAAUUUCUAUCUUCUCUGAACGAUCUUUGGCAUCCUCGACACAAUUGGCAGAAAGAGAUGAAGAUAACAUGCUUCAUUUUAAUCCAUUACCAAGUGGAAUGCUUAGUAGUGCUUUUCAUGGGAAUUCUUACACUACUAUGGACUAUCUGGGGUUCAGCGAUAGACUUAUUGUGGGUACUGGAAAUGGAUCUCUAAGAUUCAUUGAUGUCAAUCAAGGUCAGAAACUUCAUCUAUGGAGGAGUGAAUGUGUUGAUUCUGGUUUCCCUCCCAUUAUUUCAUCCAUUUGCUCAUCUAGCUCUGUUAGAAUGUCUCCCGAGGAAAGUAUGGGAUUUCCGUCGUGGAUUGCAGCUGCGUCCAGCACUGGGCAAUGUAGGCUGUUUGACUUAAGAAGUGGAAAGAUUAUUUCUUCAUGGCAGGCUCAUGAUGGAUAUGUGACAGAGCUGGCUGCAACUGCAGAUUAUCAGCUUGUUUCUAGUUCUCUUGACAAGACUCUGCGAAUAUGGGAUUUGAGAAGGAAUUGGAGCUCGGAACAGAGAGUAUUCAGAGGAUACAGCGACGGGGUUUCUGGUUUCUCAGUGUGGGGGCAAAACAUAAUCUCAAUAUGUAGAAAUAAAAUCGGCCUUUCUUCUUUACAAAGCCAUGCCGAUGAAGAUGGGCAUUAUCGUGCGAGCCUUCAGCAUGUGUACAUGGCAGAUGGGGAAGCAAAGAAUGCAUCGGUGCUGUCUGCAAUUACUAUUCUACCCUUUUCGCGCCUUUUUCUUCUAGGAACAGAAGACGGCUAUUUGAAAAUUUGUUGUUAGUACCAUUUUCAUAUACGAAACACCCUGGCCUCGUAUUUAGUAGGAAUUUCUGAGCCCACGGCCAAAUUGUAAAACAACAACAACAAAAAACUACUUUUAUUGUUAUUCACUACUUGAGUUGAUGAAAAUAAUUAUUUCGAAUA